AUGAUCAUGCAGACAAUGGACCCCGGACUAGGCCAGCUCAUUAGGACCAUAAAUCAACCUCUUUAUCUGACUCAACAUCCGAAUAUUUCUUCACAAUCGUCUACUUCUCACCCUGUCAGUUCAACCCGAAUUGAGCGCUCCUCCAAUCCUUUGAAUUGUUCAAGAUCAUGUCUAUCUGCUGAUAGGGCUGAUAACGCGGAUCCUUCCAAGUCCAAUAAUUCUUCUUUAGGGCUUCUUGUAUCUCUGCCAUUGCCUAACAGUCCUGCCGUAUCCCCAAUGUGGCCUUUCGAGCGGCCCACUGAAAAUCUGCCUUCCAGAACCAGGUCAACUUCUCAUUCGAGUACUUCCUCUGAUGCUUCGUUAGCCCCCAUAUCUAAAUCUACAAACGAAAGGGCUAAUAGCCACAAUAACGAAAGUUGCUUUAUUGCCUCAACUAUCACGGAUAAUUCGGCCCCUCAUUCCUCUCAGCUCAGCAUUCCUAGGGUCAACCACCUUAGUAGUGACAGCAGCAUACUCGAUUACAGAAUCGGUGGCUCUUUAAGUGGUGAUUCUUCUAGCCUUGCUGCAGUAUCAUCAGCUGUAUUUGCAGUGGAAGAGGCCAGAGUUGAGCCCAUAGACAUCGCCAUAACAACGAAACCAGGCACAAUUCCUCAAUCAUCAACGGUGGCGAUGACGAGGGCGAGUGGGGAUACCCUGCCGAAAGUUCUACAGCCAGAUUGCGAGUAUCCGAUCACCAUUUCGGUAAGAGUGGUUGUAUUUGUCCCUAACUUGAAUUUUUCGGCUAAGGAAAGGGGUAAUUUAAAAUAUCUACACUCAUAG
Messenger RNA from Protopolystoma xenopodis, 819 nucleotides. Lineage: Eukaryota; Metazoa; Platyhelminthes; Monogenea; Polystomatidea; Polystomatidae. The record is from the annotation of a GenBank genome assembly.